AUGGAGGCCUCCAAGGAGACCUCCAGGUCUCUCUUAGCCACAACCGAGCUGCUGCAGGAGGUGCUGAGCACUACUGAGGCGCUGGCGCGGUGCAGCGCCACGGGGCCCUGGCGCGACGGCCACGCGACAGCCCUGUGCGCGGUGGCCGUGACAGCAGACAAGUUUACAAUCACCGAGGACGACAUUGCUGCGCUCUUUAAGGGCGUGCGCGCGUCCAUGCGGCGGCUGCAGCGGGGCCGGGCUGGCGGCGCCGCCGAGCAGCCAACGUCAAUCGUUCCACUGAUCCUGGUCCGCGCACCCAUCGCAACGACCCUGGCCCUGAAGGCACCAGGGGUUGCAGACAUCGUCGGCUGCAAGACUUACGCCGGCCUCGACGCCGCCACCACCGUAUCGCUGGACACCGCCGCCGUGGAGUUCGCGGGAUAUGAUGCCGAGAAGCUUCAGCGCGUUGUGGCCGUCGUCGCGGGGCGCCUGCAGGCGCGCCUGACCAUUGAGGUGCACGAGGCAUCACUUGACGCCGUCACCAGCACCAAGGCAGCCGCCGUCGCCGGCUUUGCCAACCUGCGGGGCGGCCCCGGGCGGCGGUCUGCGGCCAAGAAUGCCCAGUCCAGAGCGCUGGUGGAGCGCACUGUGGCAGGAAUGGAGGAGUCGGCGAUCAAGGCGGAGCGCUGGGCGCGCCGCGAGGCGGCGUCUUUCCGCCACCGCGUGGCGCCGCUGCUUGAGGAAGGGGCGCUCAAGGCCCUGCCCCUGCAGCGCGUGGUGGCGCUGUCCGUGGCUGCCCAGAAGGCCGCCACCAGCCUGGCCAAGGAGAUGGCUAGGCACACUGGCAGGUGCCGCGCCGCCACCGGCUUCCUCCGCGCCAAGUGA
Molecule: messenger RNA, 867 nt
Organism: Monoraphidium neglectum
Lineage: Eukaryota; Viridiplantae; Chlorophyta; Chlorophyceae; Sphaeropleales; Selenastraceae
Exons: 6
Coding region: 1-867 (288 amino acids)
Source: RefSeq, a predicted model, not a curated record